Messenger RNA from Ceratina calcarata, 2833 nucleotides. RefSeq names its product pre-mRNA processing factor 40 (gene Prp40). Gene Ontology annotation, cellular component: U2-type prespliceosome; U1 snRNP. The transcript is spliced from 8 exons. Gene Ontology annotation, biological process: mRNA cis splicing, via spliceosome. The record is from RefSeq and is a predicted model, not a curated record. Gene Ontology annotation, molecular function: protein binding; RNA binding. Lineage: Eukaryota; Metazoa; Arthropoda; Insecta; Hymenoptera; Apidae. The coding region runs from base 161 to 2677 and encodes 838 amino acids.
GUCUGCAUGGAUUGUAUGUACGAAGCGUGUGAAGUGCGGAGGUGGAAUACUGCCGCUUCACAUAAUUUAAUUCACAAAGAAAUAUAAAUAAUUGUGCAUCGAGUUUUAAACGAUUUUAAUUUCAAUGAUUUGAUCGAGAAACUUCGUCUAGUUGAAAAGAAUGGCUUCGAAUGAUGGUAUACCUCCAUCUGCUGCGGUACCUGGGUUUCCACCAGCAACUCCAAAUAUUGCUUCCACUUUUGUCCCACCGAUUAUGCCUGCUGCACCGUUCAUACCACCUCCUAGUUUGCCACCUGGACCACCAGGCAUAAUGCCACCACAGUUCUCCAUACCUCCUCCUGGAUUUAGUUUUCCAAUUAACGCUGCUCCUCCACCUGAUGCUGGAGUAAUAGCUGCACCUCCUCAAAUAACAGCUCCAGGUAUUCCUCCUCCAGUACCCAUUGUAACUGAAGCCACGUCAACCAUUCAACCCAUCGCAACAUCGACGGAAAAGAAGACAGAAUGGACAGAGCACAAAGCCCCUGAUGGAAGAACGUACUAUUACAAUAGCGUUACAAAGCAAUCGUUGUGGGAAAAGCCAGAUGAGUUGAAAACACCCAGCGAACUACUUUUGUCGCAGUGUCCAUGGAAGGAGUACAAGUCAGAGAAUGGAAAAGUCUAUUAUCAUAACGUAACGACCAAGGAAUCCAGAUGGACUAUUCCUUCAGAGUUAGAGGAGUUGAAAGCAAGAAUCACGGCUGAAGAGGCUGCAGCCGCAGCCGCGGCAGCCGUUGCGAGUGCCACAAAUACUAUAGUUCCUGCAACUAUGCAGCACUUAUCUCCGAAUAUUGGAAUCGCGAAUACGUCGCAAACCAGCACACCGGAGCCAGGUGGGAAGUCUGCAAUUGAGCAAGCUAUGGCUGCAACGCUUGCAGCUAUAAAUAUUCCUACUCCGCCGGCGAAACCGGACGAGGACAGCAAUUCCGCGAAAGGAUCGGCGAACGACAGCCGCACUAGUACCCCUGAGCCGAAAAUGCAAUUCAAGGAUAAGAAAGAAGCGAUCGAAGCAUUCAAGGAAUUGUUAAGGGAAAGGGACGUACCGUCGAAUGCUACUUGGGAGCAAGCGGUGAAAUUAAUUCAGAGCGAUCCGAGGUAUCCGCAAAUGAAAAAGUUGAAUGAACGUAAGCAAGCGUUUAACGCGUACAAGACUCAGAAACUCAAAGAGGAACGGGAACAAGAGAGAUUACGAUUGAAAAAGGCCAAAGAAGAUUUGGAACAAUUUUUACUGGAACACGAGAGGAUGACGAGUUCUACCAAGUAUUAUAAGUGUGAGGAGAUGUUCGGUAAUUUGGAGGUGUGGAGGGCUGUCGGGGAUUCAGAUCGCCGGGACAUUUACGAGGACGUAAUUUUCAAUCUGGCCAAACGGGAAAAGGAAGAAGCGAAGCAGUUGAAAAAGAGAAAUACCAAGAGGCUAGCCCAAGUAUUAGAUGCCAUGACUGACGUUACGUAUAGAACCACUUGGCAAGAAGCGCAAGCGUUGCUUUUACAGCACGCAGCCUUCGCGGAAGACGCAGACUUAUUGGAAAUGGAUAAAGAAGACGCUUUGCUCGUUUUUGAAAAUCAUAUACGUCAACUGGAAAAAGACGAGGAGGAAGAGAAGGAGCAUGAAAAAAAACGUAGGAAACGGCAAGAACGGAAGAAUAGAGAUGCUUUUAUAAGUUUAUUAGACGAGUUGCAUGAACAAGGGAAAUUGACGUCGAUGUCACUUUGGGUAGAACUGUAUCCGAUGUUGUCUGCCGAUUUAAGAUUUUCGGCAAUGCUCGGUCAGUCCGGAUCGACCCCUCUAGAUCUAUUUAAAUUUUAUGUCGAAGACUUGAAAUCUAGAUUCCACGACGAGAAAAAGAUCAUAAGGGAAAUCUUAAAAGAUAAGAAUUUCGAAGUACAAGUAAAUACGACCUUCGAGGAAUUCGCUACUGUCGUCUGCGAAGAUCGAAAGUCAGCGACGUUAGACGCGGGCAAUGUAAAAUUAACGUACAAUUUGUUACUCGAAAAAGCUGAAGCGCGAGAGAAGGAACGCGUGAAAGAGGAGGCUAGGAAGUUCAAGAAGUUGGAAACGGGUUUCAAAACUCUGCUAAAAACCCUGAACGUUGAUUAUCAAAUGACGUGGGAAGAUGUAAGGAGUAAGAUUGAGGAAGAGCCAGAUUUCAAAGCUAUAACACUAGAAAGCGAGAGAGUUCGAAUAUUCAAAGAAUACCAGCACGAAAUUGAGGAAAGUUGUAGCCACCAUCACAUUCGCAGUAAAAAGAAAAAGACGAAGAAGGUGAAACGAAAAUCCCGGUCUAGAUCGCACAGUGAAUCUGAGGGCAGCGAUAAAGGUCUGAAGAAGAAGAGACACAAGUCACGGUCACCAAGCGUUCCCAGCAAAUCUGAUAGUUCCGAGUCUGACAUCAGGAAAUCGAAGCGAAAGAAAAACAAAAAGAAGAGAGGUCGCAGUCAUUCCCGGUCACAUUCGAGACUUCCGUCCUCUGAAGAAUCGCCGGAGAGGAAACGUAAAGAAGAAAAGCACAGAAGAGCUUCCGCCCAUAGCGAAGGGUCUGUUACCGAAAAUGCUGAGCACCAUGAACUGUCAGAGGAUGAACUUGAAAAACAAAGGGCGCAGCUAUUGCGCGAAUUGCAAAUGCAACAAGAGGAUAAUUAACUCAACAACUUAUGUAAUUUUAGAUAAUUGCAAUAUUAAAUUAAACGAAAUUUGUACAAUUUGAAUGAUCCCCUCACUUCAUUUAUGUACGAAUAAGAUGCAUUUACAAUUUGUGUUAGUCGAAAGCAAGGGGAAUAAAAGAAGGUAAGAAAGUUA